Molecule: messenger RNA, 516 nt
Organism: Eremomyces bilateralis CBS 781.70
Lineage: Eukaryota; Fungi; Ascomycota; Dothideomycetes; Eremomycetales; Eremomycetaceae
Exons: 1
Source: RefSeq, a predicted model, not a curated record
CCAUUGACACCUCAAGACGAGGACGUCUCCAUGGACCAACAACUCCCAUGGACACCCCACGACAUUCCCUACAGCGAAUCCUUCGAAAACUCCCUCAUGACCGCCGUCCUCGAACAAUCCACCCCCUCCGACGCCCCUCCUCCCACCGCCACACCACCCCCUCUCACCCGCCCCGAACUCCCCCUCCCUCUCUCCGACCCCCGCCGCACCCACCCCCUCACCGCCUUUCCCCAAAUCAAACUCACCCACCCCACCGGCUGGGCGACCGGCGGCGCGGGCCCCUCCCCCGAAACGCAGAUCGCGUUCGCCACCGCGCUGGUGAGCCGGCGGCGGGUGCGCAACGAGGACGGGCUACGGCGGGCGCUGGAGGAGGAUCGGGCGGCGCAGGUGAUGGGGUUGUGGAAUCGGAGUAAGGAAAGGCAGCAUGCGGUGGAGCAGAAUGCGAGGGUAAGGAGAGAGUUGGAGACGUUGGUGGCGCAGAGGGAGAUGGAGGUGCGGUUGGAGCAGAGGAUUCGG